CAGAGGAAAAAAGAGGGGCCAUUAAGAUGCCUGCAGUGGUCAGGGGUCAUCAGAGGGCAGCUGUCCACUAUAAAAGGCCUGUCUGCAGCUCCAUCUGCACACAACAUCAUUUGUGCCCGAGAGCAGCUGGAGGAAGGACGGACCGCGGCAGAUCUUUGCGGAUUUUCAGCUAAAAUGGAGAGCAGGGUCCUGGUUGUUUUCUGCACGCUCUCCUUCUGCUCCUCUGGAGCCGUCCUCUCGGCUCGGGCCCGUAGACAUCACACACACCUGGAGACGAGUUCAGCUCCCAGAAAUCAUUCAACUAAUCAUCACGGCAGAUACCCUCUGUACAUGAUGCAGCUGUACCGCUCCUUCAGCGCUGCCGACUCCAUCGCCUCCCUGGCUGUCGGCACCUUUCCAGCAGCUCAAAGGGACCAGGCGUCGGUUCGCAGCUCUGAUUCCGUCCUGAGCCUAGUGGCCAAAGGCUGCCAUCAAGUGGGCGACAGAUGGACGGUCACGUUUGACAUGUCCUCCAUCCCCACCGGUGAGUUCAUCCAGCUGGCAGAGCUUCAGAUCCGACUCCCGGCUUUCUCUGCCGCCCAGCGCGCCUCUCUGGAUUUAUAUCACUCCCGGAAACACAGCUGUGACCCGGACGGAGCUUCGUGCCAGGAGGAGGUUGUCUUCCUGGGGAGCUUUGGGACCACGCCGGGCGGCACAAAGUCUUCCUGGAAGGUAUUUAAUGUGACAGCUCUCUUGAAAUACUGGCUUUACCAGGGAGAUGAGGCGUUGAGCCAAGAGUCCUCAGGGGAGCCCGAGAAAGCCGACGGGAGCGGCGCCGGCGAUGAGGGCAGCUGGGGAACGAGGCACAGAAAAGUGCAACAUCCAACCACAAAUCGGGUGAUGAUGGUUGUCUUCUCCAAACACAACCUGCCCCAGGAUGCCCCCGCAGCCUACAGUCUCCUUCACACUGUAGAGAACUCCAAGUACGCGACGGCCAACAGGGUCAAGAGCGACAAUCAAAGCCGGCGCCACAAGAGGAACCGAAUGGAGGCCCUGCGAGUGACGGACCUGGCUUCACCCACCGUGGGCCCCGCAGCGGAGCAGGCUCAGGGACCGCUGUGUCGCAGGGUGGACAUGUGGGUAGACUUCGACCACAUCGGCUGGGACGAGUGGAUUGUGCAUCCGAAACGCUACAACGCCUAUCGCUGUGAGGGAGAGUGUCCCACACCGCUGGACGAGUCCUUCAACCCCACCAACCACGCCUACAUGCAGAGCCUGCUGAAGCACCACCACCCUGGAAGAGUGUCGUGCCCCUCGUGCGUGCCGACGCGCCUCACCCCGCUCUCCAUGCUGUACUACGAGAACGACGACCUAACCCUGCGGCACCACGAGGACAUGAUCGUUGAAGAGUGCGGCUGCCACUAGAAGCCCACCAUCAUCGAGACUAAGGCAAUGGUUUUCUCCCACUCUGCUAAACUACCAGAAAUCCCUCUGUUCCUUACCAUUGCAGUAGGUGCACAAAUUGAGUUUGUUAGUAAUUAUAAAUAUCUUGGUUUUAUUCUAGAUAAUGAACUUUCUUUUAAAAAUCAUAUAGCAAAUCUAUUACGAACAUUGAAAAUGAAGAUUGGG
Messenger RNA from Fundulus heteroclitus (mummichog), 1608 nucleotides. It is a transcript of the gene spaw, whose product is annotated as southpaw. The coding region runs from base 175 to 1404 and encodes 409 amino acids. Gene Ontology annotation, molecular function: growth factor activity; type I activin receptor binding; cytokine activity. Gene Ontology annotation, cellular component: extracellular region. The transcript is spliced from 4 exons. NCBI's taxonomy places the organism in Eukaryota, Metazoa, Chordata, Actinopteri, Cyprinodontiformes, Fundulidae. Gene Ontology annotation, biological process: SMAD protein signal transduction; BMP signaling pathway. The record is from RefSeq and is a predicted model, not a curated record.